UGAGUUUUAGAAAGUUUUUAUAAAUUUAGAUAUAUGAAUCAUAUAAAAUAAAAUUCCAAUUUUAUUAAAAUUUUCAAACCUUACAUAAUUACUUCUAUAUCUUAAUGACUUAGAUCCUUUAGCAAAAAAGGAAAAUUCUCAACCAAUAUAAUAAAUUUUAUACCAUAUGACAAAUAAUUAUUUAUUUUUUGGCUUCUCUAUCUAAUGUCCCAACCAAAAAAUAUACUCCUUUCCAUUUCUACUCCUUAAUUGGUUAGAGCAAUUCUCCCUUAGACAAGACUUUACACCCACCUCCCUAACUCUUCCUAUUAAACCCCCUUCCUCCACAUUCCUUACCUUCAUAGUUAAUUCAUACCCUCUUCAUAAACCCAAACCCAAACUCGGCCCAAAAAUGAACCAAGAUUACGGCCGUUUAUACCCAACUCCAUCAGCCCGAAUCACCGACCCGGACCCACAAAACCCAAAACCCCCACCGAAAAUUCGAACCUCUUGCCGCCUCAUCCUCCUUUUUAUUGGGGCUCUCCUUAUCAUUGCUGUCGCUUGUGGAAUACUAGCGGCAGCACGAAUUUUAAGGAAGCCCAAUAAUAACAAUCCCUUAUUGGUCCAUGGUACGACAAGGGUAAUCCAGGAGGUUUGCGGAGUGACUCGGUUUCCCGAACUCUGCUUAUCCUCAUUGGCAAGUUUCCCUGGGGCUAUGGCCGCAGGGAACCCACUUGAAGUAGCCCACAUUUCGGUAAACAUGACGUUUCGUAGGUUCGGGGCGGCGUUGUCCGCUUCGACGGAAAUAAGGAACUUGAAUAUGGAUAGGAUGACGAGGUCGGCGUAUGACGAUUGUUUAGAAUUGUUGGACCAUUCCGUUGAUCUUCUUGGACGCUCGUUGUUUUCUAUCGCUCAAACUUCGUCGAUGGAAGAGGAAAGUGUCACUAAUGAUGGUAAUAUGUAUAAGGGAGGAUCAAAGCAAGAUGUGAUGACAUGGUUAAGUGGGGCCAUGACAAAUCAUGACACGUGUACGGAUGGAUUCACCAACGUGGGAGGAACAAUAAAGAGCCAAAUGGUCCAAAGAUUACAAGAUUUGUCCGAGCUUGUUAGUAAUUGCCUAGCUAUUUAUGCGGCUAGUCAUAAAAUUGAUGACUUUGCAGGUACACCUAUUCAAAAUCGGAGGUUAUUGGGGUUCGAACCUGAGACCGAUUCCGGUUUUCCUAAGUGGAUGGCUAGAUCCGAAAGAGAGAUAUUGGGUACUCCGACCCAAAGUAUACAAGCGGAUAUUAUUGUGGCACAAGAUGGGUCGGGUACCGUUAAGACUAUUGCUGAAGCUAUUGCUAAAGCUCCGUCAAAUAGUGGUCGUCGAUUUAUUAUUCUUGUCAAGGCUGGAAUAUAUGAAGAAGAUAACUUGAAAGUAGGAAUCAGGAAAACCAAUUUGUGGUUUUUAGGUGAAGGCAAAGGUAAAACUGUGAUUUCCGGUAAAAAGAGUGUGGGUCAUGAUCAAAUCACUACUUUUCGCACCGCUGCAUUUGCUGCCUCUGGCACCGGAUUUGUAGUUCGUGACAUUACUUUUGUAAAUGAUGCUGGACCGAAUAAUCACCAAGCAGUAGCUCUUCGAGUAGGUGCAGACCAUGCUGUAGUCUACCGUUGUGAGAUAAAGGGAUAUCAAGACACACUCUAUGUACAUUCACUACGACAAUUCUAUCGAGAAUGUGAUAUUUACGGAACAGUGGAUUUUAUUUUUGGUAAUGCAGCAGUCGUGUUCCAAAAUUGCAUUAUGUGGGCUCGUAAACCAGGCCCCCAACAAAAGUUAACUAUCACUGCUCAAAAUCGCAAAGACCCAAACCAAAACACCGGCAUGUCAAUCCACGCUUGCCAAGCCCGAGCCACUAACGACCUUGAGGCCUCUAAGUCUAGCAACCCAACAUAUUUGGGUCGACCAUGGGAAAUAUUUUCAAGAGUUGUGUACAUGGAAUCAUACUUAGGUGAUCACAUUGACCCUAGAGGAUGGUUAGAGUGGGAUACAAUAUCUCCAUUAGAUAAGUUAUAUUAUGGUGAAUAUGGGAAUAGUGGGCCACGGGCCGAUGUAUCACAACGGGUCAAAUGGCCCGGUGUGCAUGUGAGUAUGUCCAAAGCAGAGGCAAUUAAAUUUACUGUGGCCCAAUUUAUAUUUGGGCAAGAUUGGAUAGCUGCAACUGGGGUUUCAUAUCAAUCUGGGUUAUCAAAUUAGUAAAUCACUUGACAAUAUCUAAUUUUGUAAUGCCCAAAAAAGGAAAGUUUGAUAGGGUCUUACAUGGUCAAUAGGCAAAUAAGUACAUAGAAGUAUAUUGGAGAUUUGGGGAGAUAUAAUUGUGAUUUUCAUCCUCUCAACAUUUUCUUGUAAUUAUGUUCCAUUAUUUUUAUAGCUAGUUGUAAACAAUAAUUAUUUUUAAAAAGCGUAUUUUAAGACGUGUGAUCAACAUAUUAUUUCAUUAAUAAAUAAAUUUUGUAUUUUAUUAUAUG
Messenger RNA from Amaranthus tricolor (Joseph's coat), 2484 nucleotides. Its product is annotated as probable pectinesterase/pectinesterase inhibitor 61. Bases 392 to 2212 code for a protein of 606 amino acids. Gene Ontology annotation, biological process: cell wall modification. The record is from RefSeq and is a predicted model, not a curated record. Lineage: Eukaryota; Viridiplantae; Streptophyta; Magnoliopsida; Caryophyllales; Amaranthaceae. The transcript has 4 exons. Gene Ontology annotation, molecular function: pectinesterase inhibitor activity; pectinesterase activity.